Didymodactylos carnosus is the source of this 492-nucleotide messenger RNA. The record is from the annotation of a GenBank genome assembly. NCBI's taxonomy places the organism in Eukaryota, Metazoa, Rotifera, Eurotatoria, Philodinida, Philodinidae.
AUGUAUUCAGCCUCCAUUGGCCGUACGACAAUCUCAGUCGAAUGUUAUCAACCAAAUAUAGAGAGAAUUAUUCGAACUGUGCAACUGGAAAAUGUUGCGAAUUAUGUGAUAUUAAUUGGAAAUGUAAUAUAUAUCGAAUCUGUUGGUACGAUUCGUUUUGAUGGGUUACUACCUAUUUUUAUCGAUCGUCAGAUUCAAAGUGCAAUAAUGAAAAUCGAUAUUCAAUCGUCUGAAGGUUUCUUAUGUGCAUCAGGCAGUCAGAUAUUUGAUUCAGCCAACAUUGUAUUUGUUCAAAUGGAAUGGGACGAUAUUAAAUGGCAAGCAGAUCAAGCCGAGUUUAUUAUUGAUUUUUUUAUAAGACGAAAUUAUGUGACAACAGCCACAGAUAAUUGUCAAAUAUUGAAUCAAACAAGGAAUAAUUACACAACAUGGGGAACACCACACGAUGUCUUUUGGAUAAAGUCCAGUCACUUACAUCUUUGUAACAUCUGA